This is a messenger RNA of Poecilia latipinna (sailfin molly), 2248 nucleotides long. Its product is annotated as serine/threonine-protein phosphatase 4 regulatory subunit 2-A-like. The record is from RefSeq and is a predicted model, not a curated record. The transcript is spliced from 9 exons. Gene Ontology annotation, molecular function: protein phosphatase regulator activity. NCBI's taxonomy places the organism in Eukaryota, Metazoa, Chordata, Actinopteri, Cyprinodontiformes, Poeciliidae. Bases 91 to 1362 code for a protein of 423 amino acids. Gene Ontology annotation, cellular component: nucleus; protein phosphatase 4 complex; cytoplasm.
UUCUGCACUGCCAGCAGCUUUGUUGGAUUGCUACCUGCUAGCUGUUCUGCUAACCAACAAGCAUUUCCUGCCUGAGGACUGGACACAGCAAUGGAUAUCGACGCAAUAUUGGAAGCGUUUCAAGAUUUUGAGAAAAGAGGCAAGAAGGAGACCUGUCCUGCUCUAGAGCAAUUCCUGUGUCAUGUCGCCAAAACAGGACAACCAAUGAUCCCUUGGUCACAGUUCAAAACAUACUUUUUAUUUAAGCUGGAUAAAGUGAUGGAGGAUUUUCAUGCUUCAACACCAGAGGAGAGAGACUCUCACAAUCCCAAUGUGGAAUAUAUUCCCUUUGAAGAAAUGAAGAAAAGGAUCUUAAAGAUAGUGGAUGGUUAUAAUGGGAUCCCAUUCACCAUUCAGCGGCUGUGUGAGCUGCUUACAGAUCCCAAGCGUAAUUACACGGGUACAGACAAGUUUCUCAGAGGUUUGGAAAAGAAUGUAAUGGUGGUAAGCUAUCUGCAUCCCACAUCAGAGAAAAAUGGGACAUCGACUAUGAAUAGAAUGAAUGGAGUGAUGUUUCUUGGAAACUCAUCUCUAUAUUCAGAAAGCAGUCGAAAUGUGAAUGGGCCAAGUUUGUCAAAAACACUCAACAGACCAAAGCUGUCGUCGUCUUCACUUUCCACCAACGGGCUCCCAGAGUGUCCAGCCAGUAAAGACCCAGAUGGAAUCACUGAAACAGAGGAGCAUCAUUCCAGUGAAACACCACCUUCAGAAGACGAGGCGAAACCAAAACAUGGAAUAAAGCACAAACAUCGAGAAGAAGACGAAGAAUCUGAUUGUGACAAACAGGAGGCCAAGAAACGGAAGACUGGUGAAUAUGAUGACGAAAAGGAAAGGGAAGAAGAUGAGUCAUCUUGUCAUAAAGAACCAGAGAGUUCAUCAGACACACCAGAGUCAGAGGAAGACACUUGUGGUCAAGAGUGCAGCAGUGAAACAUAUCAUGACACACCCUGUAAAUCAGACAGUCAUGGGGAAAGCAGCACACCGUCUGAACCACCUGAGAGGGAAGGGGAGUCGAACGAUGCUGGUGCUGCCGCCAGUGUUCAGAGCAACAUCUCUGUGGAUCAGUCGGAGCAAGCGACUCCAUCAGAGACACAUUCAACCUCCGAACAGGACAGUGCUUUGUGCAGCAGCAGCAGCAGCAGCAGCAGCAGCAGCAGCAGCAGCAGCAGCAGCAGCAGCAGCAGCAGCAGCAGCAGCAGCGAUGCAGAGGGCUUACCCAGCGAAAAAGCGUCUUGCAGUAAUUCCCCUGAGCUGCCAACAGAGGGUGGUGCUGAAACUUCGGACAGCACAGAGACAACAUUAGAACUGGGAGAAGGCAACUAGCUUGAAAGGCGGGAAUGCCAACUGACUUGUUUUCUACACUGUAUGAUAGAACCCCAAGGGUAUAUCUGUAGCACUGUGGACCAUUAGGCUUCAGGACCAAGAGGCAUGUGGACUUGGAGACUUCUCAGAAGGAUCUUGAUGUCCUCUUCUGUGUCAGCUUCUCACGGCCACUGGUCACCAGAUCUUUAAACUGAAAGAUGAUUUAACGACAUAACGAAGACUGCCUUUUUCAAUAUACAAAACCUUUUUCUAACCUUUUUUUCUUUCCUAAUUUUUAUAUUUGAACAUCUAAUUUAAUGUAGAUAAUGUAUUCAGUAAUUCCAUUAGUUAUUUGGUGUUUAUUUCCAAGGAGAACCAUUUGAGAAAGUUGUUUUAGGCCAAGCACAGUAGUUUCAGGUUUCUUUUCUUUCUUUUUCUUUUGUAUUAAUGCUGUUCAGAGAUGAUUGAGAACACCUUUAACCAAAAUAUCAUACAUGUCUGCUUUUAUUUUGAAUAAAGCACAUGUCGCAAGUAUAUUUUCUGUGAUCGUGCACUUCAAACUCUUGAAAGCUGGAGAAAUGUUUUGCUCCCUGUCCGUAUGACGCCAAUACAACAAGUUGCCACUUGUGAGCCCUUUUGUCUGAGCAAUUUGGUUUGCUGUAAGGGUAAUCAUUUUCAAUUCAAACUCUGGAACAAAAUCCAAGGUACUUUUAUUUUCUUUGUGUCACACCAUAGUCAUACAGCUGUCUUUUUUUGAUAAUUGAGAUUUCUACAAUACUUAUCUGUAAAUGAGCUUUUGUAGUCUUGUAAUACAUGUCCACAUUCUUUGUAAAACUGACUGCUGGAAACCGAAGGCUUGAGCUUGUGUGAGAGUAUUCACAGAAAGCAAUAAAAGCUGAAAUUGGGA